Messenger RNA from Puntigrus tetrazona (Sumatra barb), 1899 nucleotides. RefSeq names its product family with sequence similarity 49 member A (gene cyria). Gene Ontology annotation, biological process: regulation of actin filament polymerization. The record is from RefSeq and is a predicted model, not a curated record. The coding region runs from base 317 to 1291 and encodes 324 amino acids. Gene Ontology annotation, molecular function: small GTPase binding. Lineage: Eukaryota; Metazoa; Chordata; Actinopteri; Cypriniformes; Cyprinidae. The transcript has 13 exons.
CGCCUGUCGCUGUGUUCACGCGGCUGGCUGUGACUGUAAUAUCCAGUACACAGUUGACUGACUGCGGCUGAAGUAGGAAAGUGAAGGUGGAGCUGACCGGGGGUACAGUCAGUAGAGUUGACAGAAGUGGAAUCCCUGGAAAAACUCUUUUUGCGGAAAUUACUGCAGAACUUGACUGAUUUGCUGCUGGAUGAUCUAAAAGGAAGCAUACGUUCUCCUCCAGAAAAGGUUUCGCUGGAAUGGGUAAUCUUCUAAAAGUCCUUACAAGGGAAAUAGAGAACUAUCCACAUUUUUUCCUGGACUUUGAAAAAACCAAAUGGGGAAUCUGUUAAAAGUGCUCACUUGCACAGAGCUUGAUCAGGGGCCAAACUUUUUCCUUGACUUUGAAAAUGCACAACCGACAGACUGUGAGAGAGAGGUGUGGAACCAGGUGAAUGCUGUUCUCCAGGAGUCAGAGAGCAUCCUGUCCGGCCUGCAAGCCUACAAGGGGGCGGGCCAGGAAAUACGAGAUGCAAUACAGAAUCCUAACGACAUGCUCCUUCAGGAGAGGGCGUGGAACUCUGUGUGUCCACUUGUCAUCCGCCUAAAGAAGUUCUAUGCUUUUUCACUCAAACUAGAGCAAGCGCUGCAGAGCCUUUUGGAGUCUCUGACGUGUCCGCCGUACGCUCCCACUCAGCACCUGGAGAGGGAGCAGGCCCUCGCUAAGCAGUUCGCUGAGAUCCUGCAUUUCACUCUCCGCUUCGAUGAGCUGAAGAUGAGGAUUCCAGCUAUCCAGAACGACUUCAGCUACUACAGAAGAACAAUCAGUCGAAACAGAUUAAACAACAUGAAUCUUGAUAUUGAAAAUGAGGUCAAUAAUGAAAUGGCAAAUAGAAUGUCUCUGUUCUAUGCUGAAGCCACCCCCAUGCUGAAGACCCUGAGCACAGCAACGACAAACUUUGUGACAGAGAAUAAGACAUUACCUCUUGAGAACACCACAGACUGUCUGAGCACUAUGGCAAGUGUAUGCAAGGUCAUGCUAGAGACACCAGAAUACACGAGUCGAUUCAACAGUGAAGACACACUUCUGUUUUGUAUGAGGGUGAUGGUGGGGGUUAUUAUCCUCUAUGAUCAUGUGCAUCCAAACGGUGCCUUUAACAAAUCCUCAAAAAUCGAUAUGAAAGGAUGCAUUAAAGUCUUAAAAGAUCAGCCCGCAGAUAACGUUGAAGGUCUCCUUAAUGCCCUCAAGUUCACCACAAAACACCUGAAUGAUGAGUCCACUCCAAAAAAUAUCCGAACAAUGCUACAGUAACGGUUUUAAGUGAAGCAGGUCAAUAUUCUGACCUCAAAAGAUGUAUAUGUUUACAUUUAUUUAAGGACUUGAUGUUAAUACUUGGGUGUAUUUACAUAAUCAUUCCCUCCAAGUUACUGCAAUGUAAAGAAAGCAGACCUUUAUUCUAAAGAAAUUGCCUAUACCGUCAACAGAAGCACAAAUGAAUAAAAACCAAGCAGCCUUAUGAAAAUUCAUGAAAAAUAAAAAAUCAUUUGCAGUUUUGCUUUCAAAUGAAUAACCGUGAUCAUGUUAACCAAAGGGGCUGAUGCAUUGGUUGCAAGUUACAGUGAAAUCCUAUUGGCUAAAGUGUAGUCAAUAUUGAAUGAGUAAAGCGUGGGAUGGUUGUGCUUUUGUAUUUUGUAAUGAUGAGAAAAGACAGUUUAUAAAAAUACCAUAAUGUGAUGUAACCAUUUUUUUUUUUUUUUUUUCAAAAAUCUGUGGUUUGGCUGACUGUGGCGAUAUCAGCUUUUAUUUUUGUUAUUAUGUGACGUGUGUUCUCUAUGUCUUUGUGCCUCUUUGUUUCUAACACAUUCGAUACUCAUCAAUACAGCUUUAAAAUCUGAAAUAAAAUUGACAUUUUGAUUAUA